Molecule: messenger RNA, 381 nt
Organism: Dovyalis caffra
Lineage: Eukaryota; Viridiplantae; Streptophyta; Magnoliopsida; Malpighiales; Salicaceae
Source: the annotation of a GenBank genome assembly
AUGAGCAUAGACAAGAGAGCUUGUGAACUUAUUCUAGCUGUUUUGGAUCUGCUUUGUGGUUGUGCUGAGGGACGAGCAAAGUUAUUCAAGCAUGAGGCAGGACUCGCAGUUGUUUCCAAGAAAAUACUUAGGGUUUCUCACGUUGCAAGUGAUAAGGAAGUGAGAAUUCUGUGCUCCAUUUGUAGAUUUUCAGCAACUUCUAGGGUUCUUCAAGAAAUGUUGCAGGUUGGUGUUGUGGCCAAGUUGUGCUUGGUUUCGCAAGUGGAUAGUAGCUUGAAGAGCAAGGAGAGAGCUAGAGAGAUCCUCAAGUUGCACUCCAAGGUUUGGAGGAGUUCUGCUUGCAUUCCUGCUAAUUUGAUGUCUACUUAUCCAUCUUGCUGA